Messenger RNA from Aspergillus candidus, 697 nucleotides. RefSeq lists its product as uncharacterized. The coding region runs from base 21 to 278 and encodes 85 amino acids. The record is from RefSeq and is a predicted model, not a curated record. Lineage: Eukaryota; Fungi; Ascomycota; Eurotiomycetes; Eurotiales; Aspergillaceae. The transcript has a single exon.
ACCUUGUCUAUCAUUGGCAAAUGCACCCUGAAUCCUUGAAUCUCGGACCCGAAUUGAAUUGGGCCCUGGGGGGAGGAAAGUUUCUUUCCCAUCGUGACAAGUCAGUCUGUCCACCUCAUCCUCAUCUGGAGCUCAGCCGGGCGCUUGCAUUCCCUGACCACUUUCGCUGCCCUCUUCAAUCCUAUUAUCAUUUAUUCAAUCUCGUUCAAUCUCGUCUUAUUGUUUUGUCGUAUUCUGUCUUGUCUAUUGUUUAUUUACUGUCUCAUACCAAGGGAUAGAAUAUAGAACACCCCAAUGAGAAUGACGUCAAUCAAACAACAGUGAACCCCAAAUUUCAUUUCCUAAAUGCCUCUACUUCCAGGGGAGGCUGGAGCAAGGGACAUCGCUAGUCACCGAAGAGGAAAUGGAUUUCCGUUGAUCAGAUCCAAACUAUUCCCAGUUGAUGCGACCGGGUCCACAGGACAAGUCCCACGAUCCCCCAGUCCUCUGAGCAUGAUCCUCUCCAGCCACCGUCUAUGGAUUUGUUUGCGUGUUGGAUGAUUUCCAAAUACAUCUCUCUCCCGACCCAUAUCUCUACAUCGGAAGGACGGUGGAUGUCGCCACAAUUGUCUUGUCUUGUUCAUGGGACGGUGGUAUUUGCAGCCCGUGUCUCCACCACGGCGGCACCGAUCGUCUGAAUGCAGAUCUUGGACACGAC